This is a messenger RNA of Gongylonema pulchrum, 195 nucleotides long. The record is from the annotation of a GenBank genome assembly. NCBI's taxonomy places the organism in Eukaryota, Metazoa, Nematoda, Chromadorea, Rhabditida, Gongylonematidae.
CAGCGUUACAUGUACAACAUGGAUUAUUAUAAUGAUACGGGACUUGCUUUCUUAAUGGUUGGCGGUGAAGCACCGAUUGCAGAAAAAUGGGUUAAGGAUCCAUCGGUUACCUGGCUGGUUUGGGCAAAAGAGCAUCACGCUGCGUGCUUCUUGCUCGAGCAUCGAUUUUAUGGCGCUAGUAAUCCGUUAAAGUAA